AAAAUGGAGCAGCAUAGUGAGUCUGAACAAGUUGAGCCAGUUUUAAGAGAUGAAAAAGUUGUUUUAAGGGCAGAAAAUGAGUGACUGUUGGCAUGAAAGUAUCAAAGAUCCAAUCUUUGUGGUGACAAGAAUUCCAUAGAUCUAAUAUGAGGAAUGAAUGAUCAGAGAGAGUCUAAUUGCUUGAAGGAGUGCAAGCUUAAGUCAAGAACUGAGUUAUACAAGGCUGUUUUGACAUUCCAUUUGUCUAAAAAGAAGAAACUGAAUAAAUACGCUGACAGUGUUGCAAGUUUUCAAGGCAUCCCGAUUUACUAUUUUGAGUUAUGUUAUGGCAGAUGGGGAGACUGUCAACAAUUUCUCAGCUUUAAGAGAUUUGCUCCAUCCAUGUACCGCCUGAUUCCAAAUAUCACUAUGACUCUCAUCUUAGAUUCAUUUAAGAUCACACAAAAACAAUUAAUUAGGGUCUUCUCAUAUAUAAAGCAUCUCGACAUUUUCAGACUUUCAUGCUGAUAUCUUGAGCCGAUCACUGAUAAAUUUGUCUUUCAAAAACAACAAAGCCUAGAUGAACUUGUCUUUGAGAACAAUCUUAGUUAUAAAGGGCAAUUCUUAAGAGCAAAUGGACCUGAACUAAGGUCAAUUUUCAGAAUGAUAUCCAACUCAAACUUACAAAAAUCUCUCACAAAAAUAUGUCUAAUCCGUGAUGCAAAUUUUCUUCCAUCCUCUUAUCAGCCACACACCAACACGACCACCUUUGAACCUGACACCUCCCUACUCCAAUUAGAGUACAACCUGCCACACAUCAAAUUCGAGUUCAUCCUCGACUUCUAACCACCUAAACCCCUCAAAUAUCAGUAAAAACUAAAACAUUUUCAA
This is a messenger RNA of Moneuplotes crassus, 870 nucleotides long. Lineage: Eukaryota; Ciliophora; Spirotrichea; Euplotida; Euplotidae. The record is from the annotation of a GenBank genome assembly.